GAAAAAGAGCUGCAUUUCAAAUUCAAAAGCCUCCAAAAUUUCUGGCCUUCCUUUGCCUUGUGUCGAACUCGAACUUCUCUUCAAUUUUCUCUCCCUCUCUUUCUCACACACAGAAUCAGAGAGAGUCAAGCUAGGGGCGGAGAAGCCUUGAUUUCAUGGAUGCGGCGGUAGUGGAGCUUGACAGUGAGAGCAAGAGCAACAGUAUUGGUAGCCACGGUCAACGGCGCGUGGGUUUGCUGUAUGAUGAGAGGAUGUGUAAGCACUACACUCCAGACAAUGAUUACCAUCCUGAGAACCCAGACCGGAUUAGGGCUAUUUGGAAGAAGCUCCAGAACGCUGGUAUUCCUGAAAGAUGUGUGGUUUUGGAUGCCAAAGAAGCUGAAGACAGAUAUUUACUGUCUGUGCAUUCAAAAAAUCAUGUAAAACUGAUUAAGAAAAUCAGCUCGAAACAGUUUAAUUCACGGAGGAAUAGGAUUGCAUCAAAAUUGAGUUCUAUUUAUUUUAACGAGGGUUCUUCAGAAGCUGCUUAUCUUGCUGCUGGCUCUGUUGUUGAGGUUGUUGAGAAAGUCGCAAAGGGGGAAUUGAAUUCUGCUGUUGCUAUUGUCAGGCCUCCAGGGCAUCAUGCAGAACAUGAUGAAGCCAUGGGGUUCUGUCUAUUCAACAAUGUGGCCGUUGCAUCAAGUUAUCUCCUAGAUGAAAGACCCGAAUUAGGUGUGAAGAAAAUUUUAAUUGUUGAUUGGGAUGUUCAUCAUGGAAAUGGCACUCAAAAAACGUUCUGGAAUGAUUCUCGUGUUUUAUUCUUCUCUGUUCAUAGGCAUGAAUUUGGGAGUUUCUAUCCAGCAAAUGAUGAUGGUUUUUAUACGAUGAUUGGAGAAGGACCAGGCGCUGGAUUUAAUGUUAAUGUGCCUUGGGAAAAUGGGCGAUGUGGUGAUGCAGACUACCUUGCAGUUUGGGAUCACAUCUUGGUCCCUGUUGCCAAGGAAUUUAAUCCGGAUAUAAUUAUAGUAUCUGCUGGAUUUGAUGCAGCUGUCGGUGACCCUUUGGGAGGAUGUCGUGUCACCCCAUAUGGUUAUUCAGUUAUGUUGGAAAAGUUGAUGAAUUUUGCACAAGGUAGGAUUGUGCUGGUGUUAGAAGGAGGAUAUAAUCUUAAUUCAAUAGCAAAUUCAAUGCUUGCUUGUGUGGAAGUUUUACUAGAAGAGAAGUCUAUUGCAGGAUCCUCAGAGGCCUAUCCAUUUGAGUCUACAUGGCAUGUUAUACAAGCGGUCCGCCAGCAAUUAAGUCCAUUCUGGCCAACACUUGCCAGCAAGUUACCUGAAACUUUGAUUUGUCAAAUAGCACCACCUCCGCAUACUCUGAUCUCAAGCUCUGAAUCUGAGACGGAGGAUGAUAAGGGUCCAAAGAUUUCUGAGAAUCUGGAAGAGCUACUUCAGGGUGUUAUAGAGCCCCUUUCCAAGCUGAAUGUUGAUAUAGACAGUCGUGAUCAACCAACUUCUGCUACUUAUUCAUGGCGAUCAGAACUCUCGAAUAUUUUCAUAUGGUAUGCCUCAUAUGGACUAAAUAUGUGGCAAUCAAGAUUUCUGUGCUACAUAGCGGGCGGAAAGGUGGAAGGCAUGCAAAUGCAAUGUUCUGGUGCAAUGGACACAAAGCCACCGAGGGAGAUCCUGUGGAAAACAUUCCCUUGCCGUCUCUUUUUUGGUCGUGAUUCCUCAUAUACAUGGGGUCCUGGAGCGCUUGCUCUCCUUAAUCCCGAAACGAGCAAUGAGGACAACACUUACAUGUGCCUGUACAAAAUUUCACUGGAGCAGUUAAAUGAUCUUUUACUUCUGGAAAAUGGUCGAAGUCAGAAUAUUGGUUCUCCCUUGUUCGACGCAACUGCCCUGAAUGUUACCACUAGCAAGGAAUUUGAUUCCCUGGAGGUUAUCGAGGGUGCUUGGUAUGGUAAUGUUGUAUAUUUGGGCAAGGAGCAGAAUAUUCCAAUUCUUACCGUGACAUGUUCACUUUCUAAUAUUGAAAGCUUCAAAUCUGGGAGGCUUCCUUUGCGUGCCCCUAAUAAAGCUUAUGCCAACACCUUAAUUAGAGGCUUAGUAGAAGGAGGACAGCUCUCAGAGGCGGAGGCUAUUGCUUACAUUGAUGCUGCUUCUGCUAAACCUUUAUAAUGACAGAUUGGCAUGUCAUAUCCUUUUGGUGUAAAUAUUUUGGAACUGUAACCUUUCUACUAAGUACGUAAAAAAUUGUUAGGUGGGGAUAGUUUGGUUCAUCUUUUGUGCUUCUUUUUUGGGUAUGAUUUUAGGACAUGACCCCUAAAAUAUUGAGGUGUGGUUUCCUAUGAAAGUGGAGAUAACUAUCAUUGGAUGUAAACUAGGAGUGUUUUGCUCUGGCACUCAAAAAUGAAACAGUUUCUAGAGGGCCUCGCAGGAGGUUUGAGAAAUCAAAAUGCCGCUAUUAUACGAGUUCUGAAUAAGAAAA
Molecule: messenger RNA, 2466 nt
Organism: Neltuma alba
Lineage: Eukaryota; Viridiplantae; Streptophyta; Magnoliopsida; Fabales; Fabaceae
Product: histone deacetylase 5
Exons: 14
Coding region: 156-2156 (666 amino acids)
Biological process (GO): epigenetic regulation of gene expression
Cellular component (GO): cytoplasm; histone deacetylase complex
Molecular function (GO): histone deacetylase activity
Source: RefSeq, a predicted model, not a curated record